AUGGCAGCAAUACCGCCUACAAUGCGUGCUCUGGCAAUCCCUUCAUUCGGAAGGCCAUCCAGCUAUAGUCUUGCGAACGUGCCAACGCCCCAGAUCACACAGCCAGACGAAGUGCUCGUCAAGAUUCACGCUGCGGGCGUGAAUCCAAUUGACAUUAAAGUGGCCGAAGGAGCCUUAAAGAUGGCACACAAAUACACGUUUCCUCUCGUUCUUGCAUGA
Pseudogymnoascus destructans is the source of this 219-nucleotide messenger RNA. RefSeq lists its product as uncharacterized. The transcript has 2 exons. NCBI's taxonomy places the organism in Eukaryota, Fungi, Ascomycota, Leotiomycetes, Thelebolales, Thelebolaceae. The record is from RefSeq and is a predicted model, not a curated record. The coding region runs from base 1 to 219 and encodes 72 amino acids.